Gastrolobium bilobum is the source of this 1767-nucleotide messenger RNA. RefSeq names its product phosphatidylinositol N-acetylglucosaminyltransferase subunit A-like. Lineage: Eukaryota; Viridiplantae; Streptophyta; Magnoliopsida; Fabales; Fabaceae. The transcript is spliced from 8 exons. Gene Ontology annotation, cellular component: glycosylphosphatidylinositol-N-acetylglucosaminyltransferase (GPI-GnT) complex. Gene Ontology annotation, molecular function: phosphatidylinositol N-acetylglucosaminyltransferase activity. The coding region runs from base 227 to 1558 and encodes 443 amino acids. The record is from RefSeq and is a predicted model, not a curated record. Gene Ontology annotation, biological process: GPI anchor biosynthetic process.
AUAAACCCAAACUAGACGUAGCAGAAACUUGAAGCUGAGUGAGAAACAGAGAACAAGCUUCUUCUAUGUCUUCUUUGUCUCUCUGACACCAUCAAUCUCAAAUCAUUUUUUGCUAGGUGUUACCAUUCCUUCAUUUGUCAUCUUAUUUUUCCAUUCAUUUCGUUUCGCUUUAUUUUUCAUUUUUUCAUUUUUAUUUAUUAUUAUUAUUAUUUGCAGACAUUUGAUUAUGAUGGGUGGAAAGCAUAGAAUUCUGAUGGUCUCGGAUUUUUUCUAUCCUAACUUUGGUGGUGUCGAGAAUCACGUGUAUUACCUCUCGCAAUGCUUGCUCAAGUUAGGCCACAAGGUGGUUGUUGUAACUCAUGCUUAUGGAAAUAGAUCUGGGGUUAGAUAUAUGACCGGUGGUCUGAAAGUCUACUAUGUUCCAUGGAAACCUUUCUUCAAUCAGAGUACAUUUCCAACCUUGUAUGGGAUACUACCGGUUAUAAGAAUGAUUCUUAUUCGAGAAAGAAUUACUAUAGUGCAUGGACAUCAAACCUUUUCGACGCUUUGUCAUGAUGCUCUUUUGCAUGCCAGAAUCAUGGGAUACAAGGUUGUGUUUACAGAUCAUUCACUGAAUGGUUUUGGUGAUGUUGGAAGCAUCCACAUGAACAAGGUGUUGCAGUUUACCUUGGCAGAUGUGAGUCAAGCCAUCUGUGUUUCCCAUACAAGCAAGGAGAACACGGUCUUGAGGUCAGGUUUGUCACCAGAGAAGGUUUUUGUAAUUCCUAAUGCUGUUGAUACUGCCAUGUUCAAGCCAGCAUUGGAGCGUCCCAGCAGAUUGGAAAUUGUUAUUGUUGUUAUUAGUCGAUUGGUUUACCGUAAAGGAGCAGACUUGCUUGUUGAAGUCAUUCCAGAAGUAUGCCGAUUACAUCCCAAUGUUCGUUUCAUUAUUGGAGGUGAUGGACCUAAGCGUGUGCUGUUGGAAGAGAUGAGAGAAAAGCAUUCUCUUCAAGAUCGAGUUGAUUUGUUGGGAGCCGUACCCCAUGCACAAGUCCAGUCUGUUCUAAUAUCUGGGCAUAUCUUCUUAAACAGUUCCUUAACAGAAGCUUUUUGCAUGGCUAUAUUAGAGGCUGCUAGUUGUGGAUUGUUAACUGUCAGCACACGCGUUGGAGGUGUUCCUGAGGUAUUACCAGAUGACAUGAUUGUUUUGGCUGAACCUAAUCCCAGUGAUAUGGUGCAUGCAAUCCAAAAGGCAAUAUCUAUGCUGCCAAAAAUUGAUCCUCAAGUCAUGCACAAUCGAAUGAAGAAACUCUACAACUGGCAUGAUGUUGCCAAAAGGACCGAAAUUGUAUAUGAUCGAGCUAUGAAGUGCUCCAAUCAAAAUCUACUAGAAUGUCUCUCGCGAUAUCUCUCUUGUGGAGCAUGGGCAGGCAAGCUCUUUUGCUUGGUUAUGAUCUUAAGUUUUGUGUUUUGGCAUCUACUGGAUCUAUGGCAGCCUGCAGAUGAUAUUGAGGAGGUGCCAGAUGUUAUUCUUUCACACAACAAUGAUGGAGAGAUGUUGCAGAAAACCCAAGAAUGACACAUGAGGAGCAUGAUAGAUUAUUUUGUUGAAUUCCCAGAUCUUGAAAUGGAGAUAAUCAUGUCCUUUUCAUGGUUUUUUUUAAUAAAAACUGCAUGAAAUCUACAUCCUAAAGAAUAUUUCGUUGUAUAGCAAAAUAGUAAUGAGAACAGCAAAUGUGUGCUUCAUCGUAGAUUAUGAACUUUAUAAAACUGCAGAGGAUCCUAAUC